Molecule: messenger RNA, 942 nt
Organism: Mesorhabditis spiculigera
Lineage: Eukaryota; Metazoa; Nematoda; Chromadorea; Rhabditida; Rhabditidae
Source: the annotation of a GenBank genome assembly
AUGUCGGUAGUACCUGACCAUUAUUGGAAGAAGCUCCUUGUCAGUGCCACGGGCCUGGCGUCAGAGGAACAGAGCACAUCCGAUUCGCUCCGGACGAUGUCAGAAAAGGAUCGGGAAUGGCUGGAGAAAGUGAUGAUCGAACUGGUGGACGAGACCGAUCUCGGGCGAUCAUUAGAACGGACGAUGAACGGUCUCAAAGUUCUAGCUGUGAAAGCGGAACUAAGCGAAGAAGACCACGAGAAACUUGAGGAACUAUCAACAAAAUUGGAAGACCUGGUUCAAUACGCGGAUUUGACCACAUACUUCUUGCGUGAACACGGGCUCGAGCUUGCUGAAAGGUUUUUGAAUUAUACCGCACGACCAGAAGUGCCGUCAAUUUAUGCUGACGUCCUAGCGACAUUGAGCGAAAAUAAUCCACAAGCCCAGGAAGCAAUAGCUACGAGUGGGCUCCAAGGCCGUCUCCUCGAACUGCUUACAAAUUGCAACAAUGAGCAACUCCAGUCUAAACUACUUCGUACGAUAUCUUGCGCCGUUCGGUCGAAUGUCGUCGCCUUCGACGCAUUCGUCUCUAACAAAGGGCCCAGUAUGUUGACGAGAUUAGUCGAGACGAGCGAUGCUAUUAAAGUAGCUGCGAAAGCCGGGCGAAUUCUAACAGCUAUCGCUUUUACGAUGGUCGAUUAUGAAUCUCGAGCACGAGCGCUUGACGGCCUGAUUUCGAGGAAUUAUGUUUCGCUUAUCUCCAAAAACCAGCAAGAUCAGAUCGAGGGCGAGCUCGCCUACAUCCAAGAUUUCCUGCUGCCGAUCGAUUCAGGAAGAUUGGACGAAAGAACGAGGUCCGAACUUGUUGCGGCUUUCCGGAAACGUCUGCCUGCCAUUGAUGAUUUUGAUGAGGCGCAGACUUUGCAGGCCCUUAUAACGCGGUUUUCCGCACCACGUGGUGGU